AUGUCAUAUCAAUUGUAUAGAAAUACCACGAUCGGAAAUACUCUACAAGAAAGCCUUGACGAAUUGAUACAGUAUGGACAAAUAACGCCAGCGUUAGCAGUGAGAGUUUUGUUGCAAUUCGAUAAGUCGAUCAACCAGGCGCUAUCUAACAGGGUGAAGUCAAGACUUACCUUCAAAGCAGGAAAAUUAAAUACGUACAGGUUUUGUGAUAAUGUAUGGACAUUCAUGUUGAACGAUGUAGAAUUUCGGGAAGUACAAGAGGUUGCAAAAGUAGAUAAAGUCAAAAUUGUAGCAUGUGAUGGCAAAAAUGUUGAAGACCGAAAGUAA
Spodoptera littoralis (African cotton leafworm) is the source of this 327-nucleotide messenger RNA. The record is from the annotation of a GenBank genome assembly. NCBI's taxonomy places the organism in Eukaryota, Metazoa, Arthropoda, Insecta, Lepidoptera, Noctuidae.